This is a messenger RNA of Verticillium nonalfalfae, 1527 nucleotides long. It is a transcript of the gene LPD1, whose product is annotated as dihydrolipoamide dehydrogenase precursor. The record is from RefSeq and is a predicted model, not a curated record. The transcript has 5 exons. Bases 1 to 1527 code for a protein of 508 amino acids. Gene Ontology annotation, cellular component: mitochondrion; oxoglutarate dehydrogenase complex. NCBI's taxonomy places the organism in Eukaryota, Fungi, Ascomycota, Sordariomycetes, Glomerellales, Plectosphaerellaceae. Gene Ontology annotation, molecular function: dihydrolipoyl dehydrogenase (NADH) activity; flavin adenine dinucleotide binding.
AUGCUUUCCCGUCGCUUGCUACCGCGCUCUGCCGUAAGGUCGGCCUUCAAGCAGUCUUCUCUGCCCGCCGUUACCGCUCCCUCCCAACUGUCGCGAUGGAGCCGCACAUACGCGUCCGCCUCUGAGGAGAAGGACUUGAUCAUCAUUGGUGGUGGCGUUGCUGGCUACGUCGCCGCCAUCAAGGCUGGACAGGAGGGCAUGAAGGUCACCUGUAUCGAGAAGCGCGGCACCCUCGGCGGCACCUGCCUCAACGUCGGCUGCAUUCCCUCCAAGGCUCUCCUCAACAACUCUCACAUCUACCACACCAUCAAGCACGACACAAAGAACCGCGGUAUUGAUGUCAGCGACGUCAGCAUCAACCUCGAGCAGUUCAUGAAGGCGAAGGACACCGCUGUCUCGGGCCUGACCAAGGGUGUCGAGUUCCUCCUCAAGAAGAACGGCGUCGAGUACAUCAAGGGCGCCGGCUCUUUCGUCAACGAGCACGAGAUCAAGGUUGAGCUGAACGACGGUGGCGAGACCACUGUGAAGGGCAAGAACAUCCUGAUCGCGACCGGUUCCGAGGCUACUCCCUUCCCCGGCCUUGAGAUUGACGAGAAGCGCGUUGUCACCAGCACUGGCGCUCUCAAGCUCGAGAAGAUUCCCGAGUCUAUGGUUGUCAUCGGUGGCGGUAUCAUUGGUCUCGAGAUGGGCUCCGUCUGGUCCAGGCUGGGAUCCAAGGUUACCGUUGUUGAGUUCCUCAACCAGAUUGGCGGCCCUGGCAUGGACACUGAGAUCUCCAAGGCCACCCAGAAGAUCCUGAAGAAGCAGGGCAUCAACUUCAAGCUCGGCACCAAGGUCGUCAGCGGUGACGCUUCCGGCGAGAAGGUCCAGCUUCAGGUCGACUCUGCCAAGGGCGGCAAGCCCGAGACCAUUGACGCCGAUGUCGUCCUUGUUGCCAUUGGCCGCAGGCCCUACACCGGCGGACUCGGACUCGAGAACAUCGGUAUGGAGCUGGACGACCGCGGCCGUGUCAUCAUCGACUCGGAGUACCGUACCAAGAUCCCCCACAUUCGUUGCGUCGGCGAUGUUACCUUCGGUCCCAUGCUGGCGCACAAGGCCGAGGAGGAGGCUGUCGCUGUUGUCGAGUACAUCAAGAAGGGCCACGGCCACGUCAACUACGCCGCCAUUCCCUCGGUCAUGUACACCCACCCCGAGGUCGCUUGGGUCGGCCAGAGCGAGCAGGACCUGAAGUCCCAGAACAUUCCCUACCGUAUCGGUACCUUCCCUUUCAGCGCCAACUCGCGCGCGAAGACCAACCUCGACACCGAGGGUAUGGUCAAGAUGCUGGCGGAUCCUGAGACGGACCGCCUGCUUGGUGUUCACAUUGUCGGCCCCAACGCCGGCGAGAUGAUCGCUGAGGCUACGCUGGCUCUCGAGUACGGUGCGUCUAGCGAGGACAUCGCUCGUACGUGCCACGCACACCCUACCCUCGCCGAGGCCUUCAAGGAGGCUGCCAUGGCCACCCACUCUCUGCCCAUCCACAUGUGA